Messenger RNA from Stomoxys calcitrans (stable fly), 2091 nucleotides. RefSeq names its product trichohyalin. The transcript has 3 exons. Bases 96 to 1955 code for a protein of 619 amino acids. The record is from RefSeq and is a predicted model, not a curated record. Lineage: Eukaryota; Metazoa; Arthropoda; Insecta; Diptera; Muscidae.
UAAACAUCAUACGACAUUUUCACAACUUAAUUUUUCGGUUUUUACUAUACUUAUCAUUUUGGAAGGAAGAAUUAUUCAAACUUUUCAUAUAUUUAAUGAUUGCAACUUCAACACCAUUUAAAAAAAUGGAUUCUAUUAAAAAACAUAAGGCUGAACCAGAUGCUGUUAACAAGGCCCAGUCUGAUGCUCGCAAUCGUCGCAAAGCAUGGCCAAUAGUUCUUUCAAAUCAACGUUAUAACAAAAUUAUAAAUAAUGCCAUACCGUUGGAGAAGUCCAAAGCAAAACAGCAAUUUGACGAAGAGCAACAAUAUUUGGAACACUUGAAAGCAGGCAAUGACCAAUUGGUUGCACAAUUCAAAGGAAAUAAGCAAAGAACCCAAGAAGAAAGGGUGCAGCAGAUGAAAGACCAAUUGGAAAAGAAGACACAACAAGCCAAGGAAUCUUACGAGCAAACCAAGGAAAACGAAGCCCAAAAACGUCAAGAGAAAAUAGCCAAGGCACAGCAGUUAAUAGAAAAACUAAAGCCAGGUCCGCGGGAUUUACAAACCGCUGUUCUACAAAGCGAAGUUCUGCGCGCACGCAACGUUCAACGUGAAAUAAACGAGGAGUUUAGAAAGGCAGCCCUAAAACAAGAAUGUGAAUCGAAAGUGAUGUGCCAUGGCCAAGCCAUGUCCUGGAUUGCAGAUGGGCAACGACGUUUGACGGAGAAAACCAAAAACACAAACCUCUAUAAACAGGAGUUGUUACAAACCAUUAAGGAGAAUCAAAAAAUUCGUUCGGAGCAAAAGACAAAGGAGUUAAAGGAGAUACAAGCGGCUAGACAAAUAACGGAUUCAGAACUAAAAUCACAUAGGGAAAAGGAAAUGGCUUUAUUGGAAAAGAAAAGGGAGACGUUGCGUAAAAAUGCUUUGGAGGCCAUGAAAAUGGUGGAACAGCGCAGAUUAAGAGAUAAGAUGGUCAACCAAGUAGAGGAUAGCCUGGCCUGCGCCUAUACUGCUGGAAAACGUCAAUUGGACUCCCUGCUUGCUGAACAAAGCAAAAAAAUACACGAUAAUCAACAAAAGAGAAUUGCUGAACAAGUCAAGAAACUCGCUGCUAAGGUUGACAAUACUCAGGCCAUUGAAAAUGAACGUCUACGUCGUGAUAUCUCGACCAUGCAACUUAAAUUUACUGCCGAAGAGCAAGAGAAAAUACGUAAGGACAGAGCUGCCAAACAGGCACGCAUUGAGGCUCAUAUGAGGGAAAUGCAAGAACUUAAAGAUGCUCAACUACGUGCUGACGAAGAGAAACGUUUUGAGAUUGCCCAACGUUUGAAGAAUGAAGAAGUCAACUUUAAUUUCGUUGCCAAGGAGAGACAAGACAUACUGGAGAAUGUUCGUGAAAUACGUUCAUUCCUUGAUAAGCAAAUUGAAGAAAAUCAUCGUAAUAGGUUGAACGAGAAACAGCAAAGCAUUGAGAAAACUAGCAAACAUUAUACGGACAAUGCCGAGCAAGAAGAUAAAUUCUUCUUUGAAUAUGCUCGAGACCUAAUGAAGGAUGCCCAGCAAAAGCAGCGACCUUUAUAUCCUUUCGUUAAGGCUGUACAGCACUAUAAGAAACAUCAUGAAAUCAAUUGCGAACGUAAAGUACCACCUCACAUGGUUACAAAACUCACUGUUGGUCGCUCACAGCCACCGGCUAAAGGGGAUAAAACUGAUAUGGCUGGCAAAGACAAUAAAAGUUCCAAAGUUCAUGAGGAUAUUUUACAAAAUUGUUUGGAAAUUAAUGAAAUCAUAGCUAAAGCUGAAAAAGAUCAAAAUAAAGAUGAGCCUAGUUCAACUGUCCAAGGUGAGGAAGGACAAUCCAUUGUCAUAUCCUCCAAAAACGAUAAUGGUCUUACGAGUUCGGCGAAAAUACGUUAUAGCAUGCAGGAUUUAAAAAAAUUAAAUCAAUAUGCUGCUCCUUCGUGUCAUUGAAAAGCCCAACUUAAGUGGGCGAUGAUUCCAAAAAUCCAUUCCUUGUUCCAUUUAUUUGUUGUAAUUUGAAUUCAUUACAAUUUUUUCGGUUCUUCAAACAUAUAGAAAAAUAAGGAGUUUCAAACUCUUUGCUUAA